AAAAAGACGCAAUCGAAGCUAAUCGAAAAGAAAUUUUGUGUUGGUGUUUCUAUGCUAAAAGAUUCAAAAGCAUGGUUAAAGAUUUUAUGAUCAAUGAUGGAAUUGAAUAUGCCAAUGAUUUAUCUGAAACUGAGGUAAGCGCUAUAUCUACUCUCUCUAUCCCAUUGUCCCAUACCUCUAAUUCGUUUGAUGUUAUAGGUGAGAAUGUCAAAUAUUUAUUGGAGACAGAGACCAAGGUAAGUACUUCAUCCGCAUCUCUACCUGAAACUAAGCUCCUAUCCACGUCUUUAGAAAAUUUUUCAAAAGCUGAGAUACAG
Molecule: messenger RNA, 317 nt
Organism: Acaulospora morrowiae
Lineage: Eukaryota; Fungi; Glomeromycota; Glomeromycetes; Diversisporales; Acaulosporaceae
Source: the annotation of a GenBank genome assembly